Molecule: messenger RNA, 1003 nt
Organism: Nycticebus coucang (slow loris)
Lineage: Eukaryota; Metazoa; Chordata; Mammalia; Primates; Lorisidae
Gene: UBE2S
Product: ubiquitin conjugating enzyme E2 S
Exons: 4
Coding region: 201-854 (217 amino acids)
Source: RefSeq, a predicted model, not a curated record
GCGGCCGGGCAGUGGGGCGGGUGUGGUUUUCGUCGCUGUGUGCGGCGGGCGUCGGAGGCAGCGGGAAGCAGUGCGGGGCUGCGGGGCUGCGGGGCCUCGCCAGGACCGCAGCUGCGUCAGUUGGGCCCCCCGCCCCGGCCACCGGCCCGGAGAGAUCAAAAAGGAGGCCGGGGGGGAUCCGCCCCCGGCCGGCCGCAGUCAUGAAUUCCAACGUGGAAAACCUGCCCCCUCAUAUCAUCCGUCUGGUGUACAAAGAGGUAACUACACUGACUGCGGACCCACCUGAUGGCAUCAAGGUUUUUCCCAAUGAGGAGGACCUCACCGACCUACAGGUCACCAUCGAAGGCCCUGAGGGGACUCCAUACGCUGGAGGUCUGUUCCGCAUGAAACUCUUGCUAGGGAAGGACUUCCCUGCCUCUCCACCCAAGGGCUACUUCUUGACCAAGAUCUUCCACCCGAAUGUGGGUGCCAACGGCGAGAUCUGCGUCAACGUACUCAAGAGGGAUUGGACAGCUGAGCUGGGCAUCCGACAUGUGCUACUGACCAUCAAGUGCCUGCUGAUCCACCCCAACCCUGAGUCAGCACUCAACGAGGAGGCAGGCCGCCUGCUCCUGGAGAACUAUGAGGAGUAUGCAGCUCGUGCCCGCCUGCUCACAGAGAUCCAUGGAGGUGCAGGGCCCAGCAGUGGCAGGGCCCUGGCUGGUGGCACUGCGGCCUCCUCCACUGACCCAGCAGCCCCUGGGGGUCUAGGAGGGGCUGAGGGUCCCAUGGCCAAGAAGCAUGCAGGUGAGCGCGAUAAGAAGCUGGCAGCCAAGAAAAAGACAGACAAGAAGCGGGCACUGCGGCGGCUGUAGUGGGGCUCUCCCUCCUCUUACCCCACCCCACCAUCCCCUCCUGUCCCCGUCUCCCAACCCUGUCUCUAAGUUAUUUAAAUUAUGGUGGGGGAGGGCAUGGGGGGGCACUGGGACCUGGAUUUGUUUUUCUAAAUAAAGUUGGAAAAGCA